GCCCAGUAGGGGGCGGAGUCGAGCCGGCUGAGCAGCGGAAGAGGCAGUGCGGCCAUGCAACACCCCGCUGAGUGGGGCAUGCCUGACCCUAAGCGAAACCGAAACCCUGGCUCUGGUGACCUGACCUCCCCGGGGCUGGAUGUGGGGAAGGGAGAGGUGGCCAUGAACGGCAGGGCCCGCAAAGAGGCAGUGCUGGCCGCGGCCCGUGAGCUCCUCAAGUUCGUGAACCGGAGUCCCUCUCCUUUCCACGCUGUGGCUGAGUGCCGAAACCGCCUCCUCCAGGCUGGCUUCCGCGAACUCAAGGAGACAGAGAGCUGGGAUAUCAAGCCUGAGAGCAAGUAUUUCCUGACCAGGAACUCCUCUACCAUCAUUGCUUUUGCUGUAGGGGGCCAGUAUGUUCCUGGCAAUGGCUUCAGCCUCAUUGGGGCCCACACAGACAGUCCCUGCCUCCGGGUGAAACGCCGGUCUCGCCGGAGCCAGGCGGGCUUCCAUCAGGUUGGGGUAGAGACCUAUGGCGGUGGGAUCUGGAACACCUGGUUUGAUCGAGACCUGACCUUGGCUGGACGUGUCAUUAUCAAGUGCCCCUCCUCAGGUCGGCUGGAGCAGCGGCUGGUGCAUGUGGACCGGCCUAUCCUGCGCAUCCCGCACCUAGCCAUCCAUCUGCAGCGAGAUAUCAAUGAGAACUUUGGGCCCAACACGGAGACGCACCUAGUCCCCAUUCUUGCCACAGCAAUCCAGGAGGAGCUGGAGAAGAGGGCUCCUGAGCCAGAGCCUCUCAAUACAGCUACAUCCUCUGCCCUGCAGGAUGAGCGGCACCACUCGGUCCUCACGUCCCUGCUCUGUGCCCAGCUGGGAUUAAGCCCUGAAGACAUCUUGGAGAUGGAGCUGUGCCUGGCAGACACCCAGCCGGCGGUACUGGGUGGAGCCUAUGAUGAGUUCAUCUUCGCCCCGAGGCUGGACAAUCUGCACAGCUGCUUCUGUGCCCUGCAGGCCUUGAUCGAUUCCUGCGCAGCACCUGCCUCUCUGGCCAUGGAGCCUCAUGUGCGCAUGAUCACGCUCUAUGACCACGAGGAGGUGGGCUCUGAGAGUGCCCAGGGAGCGCAGUCUCUGCUGACAGAGCUGGUGCUGCGGCGGAUCUCAGCCUCGUCCCAGCACCUGACGGCCUUCGAGGAGGCCGUACCCAAGUCCUACAUGAUCAGCGCAGACAUGGCCCAUGCCGUGCACCCCAACUUCCUGGACAAGCACGAGGAGAACCACCGGCCCUUAUUCCACAAGGGCCCUGUGAUCAAGGUGAACAGCAAGCAGCGCUACGCAUCCAAUGCCGUCUCAGAGGCCCUGAUCCGAGAGGUGGCCAGCAAUGUUGGGGUGCCCCUGCAGGACCUCAUGGUCCGGAAUGACUCUCCCUGUGGCAGCACCAUUGGCCCGAUCUUGGCUUCUCGACUGGGGCUGCGGGUGCUGGAUUUAGGCAGCCCGCAACUGGCCAUGCACUCCAUCCGGGAGACAGCCUGCACCACAGGGGUGCUCCAGACCCUCACCCUCUUCAAGGGCUUCUUUGAGCUGUUGCCCUCUCUGAGCAGUAACCUCUUUGUGGAUUGAGGACCCUUGGCAAGACUUUUCUUCCACCUCUUUGCACUUGAGAGGAGAGCUGAAGCUCCUCAGCUGAGCUGAAGCUGGAUUAUUAAAGUGGAUUUUUCACUCAAA
Molecule: messenger RNA, 1701 nt
Organism: Heterocephalus glaber (naked mole-rat)
Lineage: Eukaryota; Metazoa; Chordata; Mammalia; Rodentia; Bathyergidae
Source: RefSeq, a predicted model, not a curated record